Molecule: messenger RNA, 4089 nt
Organism: Sardina pilchardus (European sardine)
Lineage: Eukaryota; Metazoa; Chordata; Actinopteri; Clupeiformes; Clupeidae
Gene: ipo8
Product: importin 8
Exons: 26
Coding region: 80-3169 (1029 amino acids)
Biological process (GO): protein import into nucleus
Cellular component (GO): cytosol; nuclear envelope
Molecular function (GO): small GTPase binding
Source: RefSeq, a predicted model, not a curated record
CAGGACGCUUGGCCGAAUCUUGAAUAGCGAAUGCAUGUAAUUGUGAAAAGAUAGAAAUUCUCGUUUUACCACAGGCCCUAUGGAUCCUAACAGGAUUAUACAGGCUUUGAAGGGAACGAUAGACCCUAACCUUAGGAUAGCGGCGGAAAAUGAACUCAAACAGUCUUUCAAGAUUAUCAAUUUCGCCCCUACGCUGCUCCAAAUCAUUGUGUCAGAGCAGGUGGAGUUUCCUGUUAGACAGGCAGCUGCCAUCUACCUAAAGAACAUGAUGGGCCAGUAUUGGCAAGAUCGAGAGCCUGGUCCAGGCGAGGUGGUCUUUCCCUUCAACAUCCAUGAGAACGACCGGCAGCAGAUCCGAGACAACGUUGUUGAGGCGAUCAUCCAAUGCCCCGAGUCCAUCCGGGCCCAGCUGACCGUUUGUCUGCGGGCUAUUAUCAAGCAUGACUUCCCUGGGCGUUGGACCGCCAUUGUGGAUAAGAUCGGCAUGUAUCUACAGUCACAGAAUAGUGGCAGCUGGUAUGGCAGUUUGUUGGCUCUAUACCAGCUGGUCAAGACAUAUGAGUUCAAGAAGGCCGAGGAGAGGGACCCACUCCUGGCUGCCAUGCAGAUCUUCCUGCCGCGCCUCCAGCAGCUCGUCUCCCAGCUACUGCCCGACGCCACCGUGUUCUCAGUGCUCAUCCAGAAACAGAUCCUCAAGAUCUUUCAUGCUCUCAUACAGUACUCCUUGCCCCUACAGCUGAUAAACAACACGGUCAUGACCCAGUGGAUGGAGAUCCUCAGAGCAGUCAUGGAUCGAGAUGUUCCCCCGGAGACCCUGGAGGUUGAUGAGGAUGACCGGCCUCAGCUGGUGUGGUGGAAAUGUAAGAAGUGGGCGCUGCAUAUCAUCACGAGGUUGUUUGAGAGGUAUGGAAGUCCAGGCAAUGUUACAAAGGAGUACUUUGAGUUUGCAGACUUUUUCCUGAAGACGUAUGCUGUGGGCAUUCAGCAAGUGUUAAUGAAAGUGGUGGACCAGCACCGACAGAAGCAGUACGUAGCUCCCCGAGUGCUGCAGCAGUCUCUCAACUACCUGAACCAGGGCGUGUCUCAUUCACUGACCUGGAAACAGAUGAAGCCACACAUGCAGGCCAUAAACCAGGAGGUGAUCUUCCCACUCAUGUGCUAUAAGGAUGAAGAUGAAAAGCUGUGGCAAGAGGACCCUUACGAGUACAUCCGCAUGAAAUUCAACGUGUACGACGACCACGUGUUCCCGGCGACAGCUGCUCAGAGCCUGCUGUGCAAAGCUGCCCGCAAGCGCAAGGAGGUGCUGCCCCAGAUGAUGGAGUUCUGCCACCAGAUCUUAAUGGACCCUAGUGCUGACCCCCGUAGAAAGGACGGUGCCCUGCAUGUCAUUGGCUCCCUUGCUGAACUCUUGCUCAAGAAAAGACUGUACAGGGAUCAGAUGGAAUUAAUGUUGCAGAACUAUGUGUUUCCACUGCUCAACUCAAACCUCGGCUACCUGCGAGCUAGGUCCUGUUGGGCUCUGCGUUCACUAAAUUCCUGCUGGGUCCUGCACUCCUUCAGCCCCCUGAAGUUCCAUGAUGAGCUGGUCCUGAGGAACGCCGUGGAGCUGGUCAAGCAGGACCUGAUCGCAGACAAAGAGAUGCCCGUCAAGGUGGAGGCGGCUAUCGCUCUGCAGACGCUUGUCAGCAACCAAGAACAAGCAAAGGUGUACAUCCGGCCUUACAUUCGGCCAGUGAUGCAGGAGCUGCUGCACGUCAUCAAGGAGACGGAGAACGAUGACCUGACCAACGUCAUCCAGAAGAUGAUCUGCGAGUACAACGAGGAGGUGGCCCUCAUCGCCGUGGACAUGACCCAGAACCUGGCUGAGAUCUUCCGUAAGGUUCUGGAGAGUGAGGAGUAUGAGGAGUGUGAGGACAAGACAGUCAUGGCCUUGGGAAUCCUCAGCACCAUCGACACCAUCCUUACCGUCAUGGAGGACCACAAAGAGAUUACUCAGCAGUUAGAAGGCAUCUGCUUGCAGGUUAUUGGCUUGGUACUGCAAAAGCCCAUAAUAGAGUUCUAUGAGGAGAUCCUGUCGCUGGCCUUCGGCCUGACCUGUCAGACCAUCUCCCCACAGAUGUGGCAGCUGCUGGGGGUUCUCUUCAACGUCUUCCAGCACGACUGCUUCGACUACUUCACAGAUAUGAUGCCGCUGUUGCAUAAUUACGUUACCGUGGAUACCGAUACCCUUCUGUCCAAUCCCAAACAUCUGGAAAUUAUCUACACCAUGUGUAAGAAAGUGUUAACAAGUGAUGCAGGGGAGGAUGCUGAGUGCCAUGCUGCCAAACUGCUGGAGGUCAUCAUUCUGCAGUGCCGGGGAAGAGGGAUCGAUCAGUGCAUCCCGUUGUUUGUGGAGGCGGUGCUGGAGCGUCUGACGCGGGGGGUGAAGUCCAGUGAGCUGAGGACCAUGUGUCUGCAGGUGGCCAUCGCUGCCCUCUACUACAGCCCCGCCCUCCUCCUGCACACACUGGACAACAUCCGCUUCCCUCACAGCCCAGAGCCAAUCACAGCGCAGUUCAUCAACCAGUGGAUGAACGACACCGAGUUCUUCUUGGGUCUUCACGACCGUAAGAUGUGCAUCAUCGGGCUGAGCGUGCUGAUGGAGCUGCCCAGUCGGCCGGCGGCGAUGGACUCGGUGGCCGGUCAGAUCGUGCCCUCUGUCCUGCUGCUGUUCCUGGGCCUGAAGCACAUCUACGCCUCGCGCAUGCUGCACAAGCAGGAGGCCCUGACCAGGGCUCAGCGCACAGAGGAGGACGAGAACGAGGAGAUUCCGAGUGACGAGGACGAGGUGAGCGAGAACCGGAACGCCAUGCAACAGUCCUGCAGCGCUCCGGCCAGCCAGGGAGACGAGGAGGAGGAGGAGGACGACGACGAUGAUGAUGAUGACUACUGGGAUGAAGAGGGGCUGGAGGGCACCCCACUGGAGGAGUACAGCACACCCCUGGACUACGACAACGGGGAGGACGAGUACCAGUUCUUCACCGCAGCCCUGCUACGGGUGCAGAGCUCUGAUGCGGGCUGGUACCAGUGUCUGACCGCUCCGCUCAGCGAUGACCAGAAGAAGCAGCUGCAGGAGAUCUACAGCCUGUCACAGCAGAGGAGGAGCAUGGCCGGCAAGGGACAGUGCUGAAUCGGAGACGGAAAAUGCUGGAAGAGCACGCGGAGUGGGAGCCCUGGGCUGGGGUCUUUUAGCAGAUUUAACCUACGAACCAGCUCAGUCUAGAUCAGACCGUACACAUCCCAUCAUGAACUGGGUUCACUCAAUCAUCUAACCAGACCCCCCUGUGGUCCAGUCUGAAGCACCACCCCUGGCUGGCUCGCCACGUCAGCGAGCGCGACUGGACCACUGAGGUCGCAUGGCUGCGGUCUGGAGGUCACUCUGGGGCAGCCAACCACCAGCUCACUCAUUCACCAGUGCUGUGUUUGUGUGAGUGUGUGUGUGUGUGUGUGUGUGGUGUGUGCUUUGAUGAAUUUUGUGUGUGUGUGUGUGUGUGAGUGGGCGUGUGUGCUUGUGAAAAUGUGUGUGUGUGAAAGUGUACUUUGUUGAACGGGGAGUGUAAGUGAGUGUGUACAUGAAAGAGUGUGUGCUUUGUUGAAUGGGGAAUGUAAGUGUGUGUGCGCGUGCAUGUGCGUGUGUAUGUGCGUGUGUGUGUGUACAUAUCAGUGUCUUUCUUCGUCUCUUGGCUUUCUCUGUCCCGAGUUGCUGUAAGACUGGACUGAGGCUGGUCAUCUGAGGGACACGGCUGGACAUCUCAGUGAGGCUACGCCAUCAGGACCGCGCUGUCCUCCUCGUGGACGCACCGAAAGACCGACAAAAGAGGACUGACCGGAGGCUUUUAAGAGUGUGUGUGUGCGCGUGUGCGCAUCUGUAGGUUGGGGGUGUGUGUGAGCACACUCUUCUUUAGCAUAUGAUGAGAUCUGAGCUGAGUAGAUGAGGGCACAAGUACACUCGUGCUGGCUUCUGUUUGUUUGUUCUGGGUUUUCCUUUUUGUAACAGAUGAGUUUUCGGAAUUAACUUAAAAAAAUCCAUAAAAGUUUAUGUAACAUCCA